UCUUCACAUUGAGAUACCCACUCACCAACGACUCUCUCUCUCUCUCUCUCUCUCUCUGUGUCUCUGUCUCUGGUUCUUAGCUUUCUAUUUUGUGGACUAAAGAAGAUCUUGACAUUGAGAUACCCACUCACCAACGAAGCUACUCGCCAACGAAGCUAUCUACAACAUUUUUCACAGAUCGCUUGACAUUGAGAUACCCACAUACACCAAUCUCAACAUGUUCGUUUCCCAGGGCAACCAAGAAAAAAGAAAAAGAACGAGACAGAGAGAGACAGCGAGCCAAAUGGACAGCUCUGGCGGACACAAACAGACACAGGCCUACAGGCCCAAGUUCUUCAAAUUAUUUCGCCCCGCUUCCAGCUCUCACCAACUAUCCAUACCACAUGAUUUUGUCAGGCAUUUCAAUGGAAGGAUACCAGAAAAGGUAUAUUUCAUUGAUGGUGCUAGAAAGUACUGGUGUGUCCAACUAGAAGAAAUUGGUGGGCACAUGUUGUUCACGAAUGGCUGGGAACGCUUUAAACGUGCUCAUUUUUUGAAUUUUGGAGACUUCCUAGUCUUCCAAUACAAUAGAAGGUCUUUAUUUGAAGUGGAGAUAUUCGAUCGAAGAGGAUGCAUGAAGGAAGAACCAAUAGAUAUUAGUGAGAGUACUCCUGCUGAGGAUAAAUUGGAACAAGAUUAUACUGCAGAGCAAGGUGAGGCAGGCGAUUCAUCUGAAGCUAGUGGGCCUAAAUCAACAAAUCUUGAAAAGAGCAACACCCCUGCAGUGGUAGCUGGACUUGUAGCAUCAAAGACUCCACACUUUGUGCUGAGCAUUUCUCGUUGUACGCUAGCUACCGUGUACAUUCAUAAAUCGGUGGUAAAAGCAUUUAACAUUGCACUAAAACCAAAGACUGUGCUUCGUGAUCAGAAUGGACAGGCUUGGCCGGUGAGAAUCAUAUUCAAAGAAGAUGGCCGAAUAGCUAUUGGUUCUGGGUGGUCUUAUUUCGCGAACAACAAUGUGAAAGUUGAAGACCAAUGCGUGUUUGAGUUUGUCCUUCAGAGAGGAAAUACAUGUGAAGAAAUACGUGUUCAUGUUCUUCGUGGAAAUGCAAGAAUGAAGAAGCCCUCUAGCCAUUGGCAUUGGCACAGACAAUGUUAGGGAACGCAAGAAUAGAAAAGCCCUCUAGCCAUUGGCAUUGGCACACACAUGUUAACAUUUUGACUGAUCGAUCUAUUCGUAUGUACCUCAA
Corylus avellana is the source of this 1229-nucleotide messenger RNA. RefSeq names its product putative B3 domain-containing protein At5g66980. NCBI's taxonomy places the organism in Eukaryota, Viridiplantae, Streptophyta, Magnoliopsida, Fagales, Betulaceae. Gene Ontology annotation, molecular function: DNA binding. The record is from RefSeq and is a predicted model, not a curated record.